AUGUCUGGCGAUUGGGUAGCCAGUUAUGAUGCUCAGGCGAAAAAUGAGGGUUUAAGCAUACCGGAAAAUCUUCCGCAAAAGGUUUUUUCUUUUUAUUUCUAUAAAUUAGAUGUUUGUUUCUCUUCUUUUCAAUUUGUAAUCAGCUUUCUUCAAAUCGAAAGUUUCAAAUUUCUUUCUUUCAAAUGGUUUUGAUCGUUUGACCCUUUACUAACUUUUUAUUUCUUGGCCCUGACCUAAUCGCAGAUCAGAUUCUCAGAUACAUAAAGAGGAACAGUAUUUCUUAUGUCCUCAUUACUCUUCCUUGUAAAGAUGCGUUAACUUUUUUUUUCUUGCAGCGAGUGUCAACAUUUUUUGUGUUCAAGAAUUAGUUUUGUGUUCAAGACUUAGUUCAAAAAUUGGGUAAAAGUAGCUCCCCUGUUGCAUUUAAAACGCUUUGUUUACACAGUAUGUUGAAACUAAACAAUCCCUUUUUGACUAAAAUCUGAUUGAGUGCUCAUGUUUGCUUUUUCAGCUCGACUCGCUGAAUAUCUCUGAAGGGUCGAAUAUGCGUGAGUUUUACACGACUGAUCAUGAUAAAUGUAAUUUUGAAUUUGAGCUUCUCUUAGUGGAAACAUACUCGGGAGGACAACGAAACCAAGUGGUUCUUUUGUGAAUCCACCACAACACUCUUUUGGAGCAACUACGACAACAGGACCACGUACGAACAUCGGCGCGGCGCCGUUUGCAGCAGGUUUGUUUGUUUUUUCCUCAUACAUACCAACAACAUAUGUCAGUACAGAAGUUCCAUUUUUUUAAAUACGUGAAUUGCCAAUAUGAAACAGAUUUAUUUUUAAAUGAACCAAUAAGAACUUCGGAAUUUCCAUCAAUAAUUCAAUUAAUCUUUCAUUUUGUUGUUUUAGUAAUAGAUUUAAACGAUUAGGCGGUGACCAGGAACUUUAAUAUUUGCAUAUUUGAAUAUUUGUUUUACUCUAAUACAUAAAACAAUGAGCUACAAAGAAAGAGGCAUAGUUUGAGUUUCAAUUUUCAAAGUUCUAUCGAACAACCGCCUUUGGCGGACUGGAAGUCCAAACGUGUAGUUCAGAGGUGGAGGAUGGCUGCCCACUGGCGGCCCUGCCUGCCAAGCCAUGAACGCCCAAAAGCAGAAAUGACUUUUCCAAUUAUAAGUCAGUGACUCAUUUCUAUCGCUUGGCCCAAUGGCUUGGCUUGGCAGCCAAGUCAAGGGCUACCUUUCCAAUCCUCCACCUCUGGUGUAGUGGAUCGCUUUUUUUUUGCGUAGUUCCUGUAGUUGCACCUUGACGAGCUCAGAAUGCAUCGGAUGUUGUGCUAGAGCUCCCGGCUUGGGUAAAAAGACGAAAUUUUCGAUUUUUUUUUUCAGGUUUCCCUCCUGGAAAUUCUCAACUCAGGGGCGGUCACGUCGCCACUCGUGGUAGAGGCUUCGGAUUUGCCCCUCAGCCGAAUCCGGCUUUCGCUCAACCUUUUCAACCCAAUUUUAAUGGUUCUAUCAUUUUUGGAACUUAUCGACGGAAAAUCUUUUUACAGCACCCAGAGGUAGAGGAGGAUUCCAAGCCAAUGUUUCGCCUCGGCCACCACAUACUCCACCGGUUUUUUUUUUCUCCUAAAAACUCUCAUCAAUUUUUUUUCAGACCAUGUACAAGUAUGUCGAGAAGAAUUCUACGCCACCCAAAAACGAUUCACACGAAAAAGGUCUUUGGGCAAGAGUUUUUUUAUGCCGUGUUCAAAGUGAUUCCGCGAAAUGCAACAUACCCGUUAGAGAAAGGAAAAGAUAACUAUAUUUGGGAGAGUCAGAGAUCAUUUUGCAUUUCGCGGAAAUUACUUUGAACACGGCAUUAAUAUUAGUGCUACUUCAUUUGUUGAUAGGAAAAAAAUAGUUGAGCAAAAAUUUUGUCAAAAAAAUCAAUAAGAACCAAGUUUUUUGGACCCCCGCUACGUCUCUCGAUUCUCGAUGAAGUUUGAUUUGAUAUUUUUUAGCAAUGGCGCCGGCAGAGAUCGCCCUUCUCAAUAAGUUCCUCCACAGAGAAGUCAAAAUGAUGUCGGAAUCGGAAGUCGACGUCCAAAGACAGGUUUCUCAAAAAGAGUUUAUACAUGAACACUUAAUAGGUCUUGGUAAUACUUGAUUCAUUACUGACAGACUCGCAAAUUUUUACGUUCGAUGUAGAAAAAAAAAGUUUUUUCAGGCUUUAAAUUGAAAGAAGAACUACUCUAUUUUUUUUUAGGACCCCACAUCUCCGCUUUACUCCGUCAACUCUUUCCGCGACCUGAGAUUGUAAUAAAAACUUUUUUUGUUUCAAAAAUAACAACCUUUUCCAGAAAAGACGAGGUCGUGAAGGCGUUGGACAUGCUCGGCUUCGAGUUCCCCACCAGAAUACAGGAGACCGCCCUCCCUCUACUUCUGAUGGAACCGUUCGUUUUAUCCAGAUUCAUUUUGAAUUGAUUUUUCAACUUCAGACCUCACAAUCUGAUUGCGCAGGCUCAGUCGGGAACCGGAAAAACGGCGGCUUUCGUUCUCACGAUGCUCUGUCGGAUCGACCUCUCGCUGAAACAUCCGCAGUGCAUUUGUCUGGCCCCGACUCUUGAACUCGCCAAACAACUAGGUCUGAAAAUGACUACAAUUGGACUUGAUCCCUGGAAAAAUGAAGUAAUAAAAGUUUUUAAGGGGAGGUUGUGUCGAAGAUGGGCCAGUACAUGACGGAUCUGAACAUUCACUACGCCAUAAAGGGAUCGCCAAGUGAAAAUUUUCUUUUUUUUUAAAUAUGCUAUGAUUCAGGGUCAACGGAGAAGCUGACAGAGCAAAUCGUGAUUGGAACCCCCGGAAAGGUAAUUUUUCAGAACUUGUGUGAAUGUUUUUACGAUUUGCAACUUGUUGAAAGAGAAUCUGAGUGCUCAAAAUUAAAAAAAAAUAUCAUAAGUUUGCCCUUGAUAAUGAAUGAUGUCACAAUACUGAAAAGUUUUUGGAAAAUUGUCAAAUAUAUUUGAAAAAAUAAAAGAGGAGUGUUCGUUUAUUUAUUUAUCUUGAAUCUAUGCACGUUUCAGACCCUAGAGUACCUGCAAAAAACGCAGCGAAUCGACCCUUCCAAAAUCCGAUGCCUUGUCUUGGACGAGGCCGACGUCAUGAUCAGCCAGCAAGGUCACAGCGACAUCAGCACAGUCAUUUAUACGUUUGUUUCUGGAACAAGAGGCCCUUCAACAACUGAUCAUCUACAGCAUCAUCGAGGAAGCGUCGCCCAGCGUUCAAUCCAUGCUCUUCUCGGCCACCUACGACAGUCCGGUGGUGGAUUUUGCGACCAAGCUCGUCAAAAACGCCAUCGUUGUCAUGUGAGUUUGGAAAGUAGAAAAGGUUAUAGGGAAAAAUGAUUGGAAAAAGAAAACUCAUGAGGUUUCUGAAAUUUCCGAUUUUUGACGGCUUGGUUCUUAUAUUGGGCCCAGUAAGGGGGAAAAGGAUGUUUGUCUAGCCUGGUUGAAGGGUUGUCAUUAAAUGAUUAGGCAAAGGUCACAGGUUACCUGAGUUUGUCGGAUGGCAGGUCGAGCAGGUGCCAUAAUCUCGCUAAUACGCUAAUCGACGAAGAAUUAGCUCCAACGUGUGACGCAACUUCUCAUCGGCUGGCUCGUUUCUCAGUCGACUAUUUAGUGAUUAUUGUUUUACGAUUGGAUUUCAUGCAUUUCGAAUUUCAAAAUGGUAUUUUUUUUUCUUGAGAUUAGAAUGAAGUUCAAGGAGCUUAAAUCAUACAAGGGCAACUGAUGAACUCAACUUGUCCAGGAGAAGCAAAAAACUUAUGAAAGUUAGGAAUAAAAAAGUUCUUUUUGGAGGUUUUUUGACAGCAAUAAGAACUAGUUUCAAAAUCAGGGCUUAAACUUGAAAAUAUUUUGGAGGAAUAGUUAGAGGUAUUCAAAAAUGAUCUGUCCAUAGGUGGCUUGAACCUUUUUUACGAACAGGUCUCGUUUGAACUAAAUCCCUCGACUAUAAAGUAUCUCGAUAAGCUCUCGAGAAUCAGAAAGGCACUUUUUCUCCGACAAAAAAUUCACUUCUCAACCCACACGAAAAAUGUUUUGUUUUGACGGUGGACAGUGUGUUGUUUGUGGGCGGAAAUGAAAUGAGCCUCACUACCCGAGUUGAAUAUCAAAUGGACAUUGCCGUAAUGACACAUCGCUGUUCGUUACAUCCAGACGAUACAUGCAAACAUGUGGCACGAUUGCACACAUGGCGCUUUUUGGGGCCGAUCCUUGUUGAUACCCCCUCAUUUCCUAUCCUCUCAGUUGAUUCGCAGCCAAAUGACUAAGAAACGAGCUUUUUGUCCAUUAAUUGACUGUUGUCAAGUUCACCUCUUACCCUUGCACCAAAAAAAGUAAGGUACUUUCGUUGGAUAUAAACGCGGGUCCAAAGCUGUUUGCCGUGCCCAGCGGGACGUUGGUGCAAGCACUAUUGUGGUUGUGGAAGCCGUGUUUGCAGCGUGACCUGUUGUGGAACCGAGGUCCACUUGGAUUUGCGUUGAGUUGAAGCAAUCUGGCUAUUAGUCUUCAUACGGAAAAAAGCGGCCAAUGAAAUAUAUCUUACAAGGAAGGUUGCUUGACUUUUCGGUUAGGAAAUCGCCGAAAUUCGACCAGAACACUUCUCGGGAUACCAAAUGAAGAUUCUGAAAGUCCCGACCUGGAUAACUUUCUAUUUUUUGAGAAAACUGCUUCGCAGUUCAAGAAGACCUUCAAAAUCCCUGGAAAUAAGCUAUUUUUCGGGCUUUAAGCCUUUUUUUUCGAUAACUAGAAAGUUGUGCAGAUUGAGACUUUCAGGAAUUUUUUAUGGUACAUCAAGGAGUGUUUCCGCCUAAUUUAAGCGAAUUAUCAGGCGCAAACUAAAAAAACCUUCCUUGUUAGUUUUAGCGAGUUUACAAAUUCGGAAGUUCUGAUGUUAGGUACUCGACCCAUCCAUGUAAAAUAAUUCAAAACUUAUACCAUCAAACUUGUUCGAUGAUAUUCAAAGAAAUGACUUUGAGAGCUGCGUUUUUGAGUUUUAAAGGAAUAAAAAUCAAAGUUUCAGGCUUAAAAAAGAGGAACAAGCGUUACCGAACAUCAAGCAGUGUUACGUUGAGUGCAAUGACAAAGCGGCUAAGUACGAGGUUGCCAAAAUUGGCUGAACCGUUGACUUAGUGAGCAUUUUCAUUUUUAGGCGAUCGUCAACUUGUACAGCGGCCUGACGAUUGCGUCUUCCGUUAUCUUCUGCCACACGAAGGCUAGCGCGAUGUGGCUGGCCAAUAACAUGAAACAACGGGGUCACGAGGCAAGAAUAAGUGGAUAAACUUUCCAAUGAAUAGAAGAAAGUUUGUAGGUUGAUGUCCUGCAUGGCGAAAUGGAGGUCCAGGACCGCGCCAACACGAUCAUUCGGUUCAAAGCCGGCGAAUUCAGGGUCCUCAUCACGACGAAUGUUUUUGCGCGAGGUAAGUAGUAGAGAAAUUCGAGAGAUAAUCACGUUUAUUGUAUAGAAUCGCAUUUAGAAAAAAAAAGCGUGUUCAAAGAGUUCAAAAGUAGACUAGCAGAACUAUUUUGAUUCACACGUAGCUCGGGUUGAAUUUCUUUAACGAUAUAUUCACUUUUCAAUAUAGAUACCGAGUUACGUAGAAUUCAUCGAAAAGAUUCUUUUUCUAACGUCUUCUCAAUAGUUUUAUCCUUCAAGUUUGCUUUAUUACCUAUUUUGGGACAUUUUUUAAUGUUCGCUUUUCUCGAAAGACGCAAUUUUUUUGCGCACUCUAAGCCUCAUAGCUAGUUGUACGGUAUUUCGCGCGUUUGAACACCUCCAUAAGCGUUUCUGUAUGACCCUCCGACGUGAUGACAGACAGCGUUUGAACAGUUGAGGAGAGAAGUGUGGGCAGAGGGCAGAUGCAUGCCGAUAUGGCUGUUUGUCGACUGGAUUAGCCAUUAUGCCCCACCUAGUUAUCUUCAUUACACUUCUAAUUGCACCUUAUCUGGAGAUGUGAUAUGGGCGACGUCUUGAAACUCGAUCGCGCUCCAAGCAAAUAGUUGGAUGAUCUCUAAUGAAAGAAGAGUACUUUAGGAAUCGACGUCGCUCAGGUGUCUGUUGUUAUCAACUACGACCUCCCGAUCAAGUACGACGCCGAGGGCAACGAACUGCGGAUUGAUGGACAACUGCAGCCUGACUGCGAGACUUAUCUGCAUCGAAUUGGAAGGUUCGGGUCGAAGAAAAUGGAAAUAGGACUCAGACUUACAAAAACAAGUUGUUUUCGGAAUAAAUGUAAUCCAUUUGCAGAACGGGUAGAUUCGGUAAGGCUGGGAUCGCAAUCAAUUUCAUCGAUAGCCCUGAAGCAUUGCGCAUGAUUGAAAUCAUUAAGCAACAUUUCUGUAAGAUUUUUAAAGUAUUUUUUUUCUUAAAUAGAUUUUUCAAAGGUUUUGUUUUCAAAGAUAUUUUCAGCAAUGCAAAUCAAGAAGAUCGAUCCGGGCAACCUAGACGAUUUGGAAGACAUCGAGAGAUCCUAG
Messenger RNA from Caenorhabditis auriculariae, 6498 nucleotides. The record is from the annotation of a GenBank genome assembly. NCBI's taxonomy places the organism in Eukaryota, Metazoa, Nematoda, Chromadorea, Rhabditida, Rhabditidae.